Messenger RNA from Scedosporium apiospermum, 2688 nucleotides. RefSeq lists its product as uncharacterized. The coding region runs from base 1 to 2688 and encodes 895 amino acids. NCBI's taxonomy places the organism in Eukaryota, Fungi, Ascomycota, Sordariomycetes, Microascales, Microascaceae. The transcript is spliced from 2 exons. The record is from RefSeq and is a predicted model, not a curated record.
AUGACCGAACGCCACUAUCCGGCUUAUCCUGCGCCAGGCCGUGCAGCAACAUUCCAGCCUGCGAGAGCAUCCAUGCCUUCGAGUCUUGGUUACAACCCAGUUUAUCCCGGCGAUAUCCAUUAUCCUACUGCUGGCGGUCGCUAUACUGGCCACGAUGGGACUUCGCCGAGAUAUCACUACCACGCAACAGCCCCCAUGUCGCGGGGCCCCGGGACUGCAACGUACGCGGUGACCGAUGAUCCUCUGCGACGACCGAGAGACCUCGAACCUCUCCCGGCACCCACGACUACGACCCGCACUCGCCGCUCCUCCUCCAAUGCCGACUCCACGCAUCCGCGACCCAUUAUCAUAACCACAACUCAGCCUAGCGCCCGACCGCACGUUCACAACCCCGCCCGAGAACGUUCCCGUAGCCCUACUCGACCCGAAUAUCGGCCUUCUUCGUCCAUUCGCUCGAGUAGCGUUAAUCAUCAGCCCGCACCCGCCCGACAGCUGUACAGUCCUACGUUUGAAGCAAGCGAUGAAGAUUACAUGACGCGCAUUAGGGGCCCUGAUAUCAUCCCGGCAUCCUCACGUGCGGAGGCAUACCGCAGCGCACGACCCACCGUCGUCUACUCGAGCAAUCCUCGACAGUCAACCAUUGACUUAGGCGAAGAUUACGGUUAUACAAAACCGGGCGAGCUACUGCAGUAUGAUCUCGAGCACCCGAAGCAACACCAUCAUCACCGACGACAUGACAGCUUCGAUCACUACGCCCGGCCAAACGUUUACUACAACCCCGGACCCCGCGGAUUCAGCACUGAGCCGAAUCGUACUCACGAACCAGCCCCUGGUUUGACCAAGUCCGAAAAUCGUGGCGGCCCACCGCCUACCACCUGGGGCUUGGACAAGCUAAAUCGAAGUUCCGCGCUGUAUGAGCCGGUACCCCCACCAGCUCCCAUUCCGCCUUCAGCUCUCCGCGACGGCGCUCCGGGCAGCCCACGCGAGCGCCGAGGCUCCAACAGGCAUGUCCGACCCGUUUCAUUAUAUCAAGAGAUUCCACCCCGCGUCUCACAUGGCGAUGACUAUUACCAUCCUCGUGAGAGGGAGGAAUCCCGCCACCAGAGAGAACACCGGGAAUUUGAGGAUCCUGGGCGCCGCCACUUGGACGAGGAAGUGUUUGUGGAUGAUGAUGUCCGAUUGCGAGGAUUCGGUAUCCGAACUGACUCUGGCCCUCCGCCCCCGGAACCCGAUGACAGGCGGGAGCGGCGCGACCGUGAGCGCGACCGUGAGCGUGAGCGUGAUCGUAGAGAAUAUGUUGAGUCGCACCCGCCACGGAGAUCUGAUGAGGCUAUUGAUCGUGAUUGGGAUCGUAUUGAAAAGCGUGAGCUCGAUGAUAGGCAUGAGCGGAGGAGGAGUAAGCAGAGACCGGUUGCGAAGGAGGACGACGAUAAAGACGUACCUCCCGCCAAUAAAGAGGACGCAGAGCCCUCAAACAACCUUCGGGAUAACCUGAAAGCCGGCCUCGGAAUUGCUGUGUCCUCUAUUGGCCUUAGUCCUACGAAUAAAGAGGAUAAGGAAGUUGAUAAGAAGCGCAGGGAGAGGCGAGAAUCCCCGGACAGGGACAGGGAACGCGCAUCACGGAGAGAAUCUGAAGAAGAUGAUUGGAGCUCGUCGGGUGAUGAAGUCGAGAUAAUCAGUGCUCGCGCUUCUGAUCGCCGACGGCCUCGCGAGAAGGUGUAUGUGCCCAGGGAACGCAAGGAGCGGGCUGAUCCUCCAGAGCCGUCGCCGGUGGAGGAUAACCGACCGGAGGCUGAUGCGCCUCCUGCUGCUGCCGAGAGCUCACCGAGGGUCAGUCGUGACUCUCUUCGAACCGAAGAUGAAGCCGAUAGAUCUCGACAGCGGGAGAGGCGAUCGUCUUUCAACCCUAGGGACGCGGACGACAUACGCGACGUCCAACAGAAGCUUGCGGCUAUGAACGUCUCCGACAAGCAAGAAAAAGUGGUCGUCGUGGAGGAUCCAAAUGACAUCCCACGCCGAGACUCACGAAAGGACGAGCGCUCUGCAUCGAGCAGGCGGGAGUCAUCAUCCCAGGGUCAUGAUCUCGUAGUCUCCAAACCCGAAGACAAGGCCGUUCGCGUCGUCUCCCCACCACCCGAGAAGGCUGGAGCAAAGCCCAUCAAGGGCAUCCUCAAGCCUCCAAGUAGCAAGUUCCCCGAGGACCCGAACCCUAUUAGGGAGGGUGUCGCUCCUCACAAGAACGAUGAGAAACUCAAAGAGGUUCCGGCUGGCGCGCGCUGGACGAGAAUCAGCCGCAAGAUUGUUAAUCCCGAGGCCCUUGCCGUGGGCAAGGAGCGGUUUGAGGUGCGAGAUGACUUUGUUAUUGUGCUCCGUGUUUUAAGCAAGGAGGAGAUUCAGGGGUACGCCGCUGCAACGGCAGUGUUGAGAGAGAGAAGAAGGAAAGAGUAUGAGAAGAGCAAAGGACAGGACUAUAGUGAUGAUGAAAGAGAUGAUGAUCGCAGAAAACAUCGCCGGUAUAGAGAGAGGGACGACUAUAACGAGGACGACGCCGACGAGGGCGACCGUGAACGACGGCACAGGAGACACCGUCGGUAUGACGAAGAAGAGGACGAGCAUCGCCGGCGCCAGGAGCAUCGUCACCAUAGGCGAUCGCACCGUGAACGAGAACGAGACCUUGCGGCACCGUGA